AUGUCGUUCACCGAAUGGCCUGAGUUGGCUGUGGUUACAAAGGAACAACGAUUUGAACUAGUAGUUAAGGAUGCGAAAGGAAGAAAUCCACCGCUGAGUGAUGAUGAGCUCCAGAAAAACGUUUUCCAAAAGAAUGCUAACCUGAAUUUUGUGAGCAUAGCGGGUUGCGGUCUCUCUCACCUCUCAUCUUCUAUUACGGCAUGUUCCCAUCUUACCAAACUAGUAGUCAUAAGGAAUGAGUUAGUCAGUAUUCCAAGUGAGAUAGGUUCACUUUCGAAGCUGACCUUCGUCGACUUUAGUAAUAACAAGCUGGAAAGUUUACCAGCCUCAUUUUGCGCAUUGGAAAAAUUAGAAACACUUGUCGUAGCGGGCAACAAGCUAACCGAUGCAGGACUAUUCGAUUUCUCUUCAUUACAAUCGCUACUUGUUUUGGAUAUCUCAUACAACGAACUCACAUCCGUACCGGUAUCACUCACUAGUGGUCAGCUUGUACGAAUGCAUACGCUUAACCUUGCUCAUAAUAAAAUCGCUGAAGUAAUUCCAUCUCUGGACGUCUUAGAACACCUUAAAUCUCUAAAUCUGUCUGAAAAUGAGAUCAGGGAUCUUCCUUGGGCUAUUGGACAGCUGGAGAAGAUCAAAACAUUAGAUUUAUCCCAGAAUCCAUUCAAGGACGGACGUUUUAAAAAGCUUGCGAAUGACAAGAGAGCGAAGGUUUCUGCUGUUGUAACUUACAUAGCGAAGCAUGCUCCAAAAGUAUCUGAGAAUACCACUACGGAUGUUCAGAAUCCAGAACAACCAAAAGAAAAUGAUGAUGGCACUGUAACAGUCCGCAUAGGAUUGCCUGAGAUGUAUGUAAAACGAUUAGAGUCGGUCACUCCAAUUCGACCAUUUCUUGCGUGUUGUGUUCUACGAAACCUCGAUCUAACAGGCGAAGGUUUUAAGAAGUUCAUAAAUGUACAGACAAAACUGCACUCGUCAUCUUUAUGUGGCAACAGAACGAUUGCUGCGAUUGGUACUCACGAAAUAAAGUCUUUCCAGCCGCCUUUGAAGUAUUUAGCACUACCUCCAGAUGAAUUACAUAUCACAGCCUUGCACAAGAAGAAACCUAUUAGCGCUAAAGAGUUGAUCGACGCGCUUGUUAGAGAUGCCGAUUUGGCUCGUAAGAGAACAAAACGAAAUACACUGAAUCCACUUCAUAGAUACCUCAAUAUUGUCGUUGACUUGCCUCUGCUGCCUUGCCUUAUCGACACAAAUGGACUUGUGAUCAGUUUGGCUCCUCUUACUAAUAGCGAUUUAACAAAGAUGUCUGAAGAAACAGAAUCCGUAUGGGUGGAAGUAUCAUCGUCCGAAUCCAUGACUGUCUGUAAAGAGGUUCUCGAACAACUGAUCACGGAAACUUUGUUGAUCUGUCCACAGCUACACGUCGACCAGGUUCGCGUAUAUAGCGAAAACGAUGACCUGUUGUCAGCUUUCCCCGACAAGAACGAUCUGUCAUCGCUUCGUGUUCGACGAGAAUACGUCCAUAAAAAUGAGAGUGAAGCAUGA
Molecule: messenger RNA, 1545 nt
Organism: Necator americanus (New World hookworm)
Lineage: Eukaryota; Metazoa; Nematoda; Chromadorea; Rhabditida; Ancylostomatidae
Exons: 13
Coding region: 1-1545 (514 amino acids)
Biological process (GO): phenylalanyl-tRNA aminoacylation
Molecular function (GO): phenylalanine-tRNA ligase activity; protein binding
Source: RefSeq, a predicted model, not a curated record